Molecule: messenger RNA, 4859 nt
Organism: Malaclemys terrapin pileata
Lineage: Eukaryota; Metazoa; Chordata; Testudines; Emydidae
Gene: PROX1
Product: prospero homeobox 1
Exons: 6
Coding region: 274-2622 (782 amino acids)
Biological process (GO): regulation of transcription by RNA polymerase II
Cellular component (GO): nucleus
Molecular function (GO): RNA polymerase II cis-regulatory region sequence-specific DNA binding; DNA-binding transcription factor activity, RNA polymerase II-specific
Source: RefSeq, a predicted model, not a curated record
CUCACACACACACACUCUCUCUAUCUCUCUCUCCCCUGCACACUCACUCAUUCUCUUUCUCACACACACACUCACCCUCCCUUGUCCAAUUAUAAUAUUCAGCAGCAGCAGCUAUCAGGCUCUCUCUCUGUUUUCCUCUGUCUUUCCACCGCCACAAAAAAAAAAAAAAAAAAAAAAAAGACUCACUUCCAUCGCUUUUGCACUGAGGUCCCAGGAUUCUUGAGCUGAGCCCAGCUGACAAGCUUUUGAAGAUGGCACAAUAACAGUCCAGUGAUGCCUGACCAUGACAGCACAGCCCUCUUAAGCAGGCAAACCAAGAGAAGAAGAGUUGAUAUUGGAGUGAAAAGGACGGUAGGGACAGCAUCUGCAUUUUUUGCAAAGGCAAGAGCAACAUUUUUUAGUGCCAUGAAUCCCCAAGGUUCAGAGCAAGAUGUUGAGUAUUCAGUGGUGCAGCAUGCAGAUGGGGAAAAGUCAAAUGUACUCCGCAAGCUGCUGAAGAGGGCGAACUCAUAUGAAGAUGCCAUGAUGCCUUUUCCAGGAGCAACCAUAAUUUCCCAGCUGUUGAAAAAUAACAUGAACAAAAAUGGUGGCACAGAGCCCAGUUUCCAAGCCAGCGGUCUCUCUAGUACAGGCUCAGAAGUACAUCAGGAGGAUGUAUGCAGCAACUCUUCAAGAGACAGCCCCCAAGAGUGUCUUUCCCCUUUUGGCAGGCCUGCUAUGAGCCAGUUUGAUAUGGAUCGGUUAUGUGAUGAGCACCUGAGAGCUAAGCGCGCCCGAGUUGAGAAUAUAAUUCGGGGUAUGAGCCAUUCCCCAAGUGUGGCGUUAAGGGGCAAUGAAAAUGAAAGAGAGAUGGCUCCACAGUCUGUAAGUCCCCGAGAAAGCUACAGAGAAAACAAACGCAAGCAAAAGCUGCCUCAACAGCAGCAACAGAGUUUCCAGCAGCUGGUUUCAGCUCGAAAAGAACAGAAGCGAGAGGAGCGCAGACAGCUGAAACAGCAGCUGGAGGACAUGCAGAAACAGCUGCGCCAGCUGCAGGAAAAGUUCUACCAAAUCUAUGACAGCACUGAUUCCGAAAAUGAUGAAGAUGGUAACCUGUCUGAAGACAGCAUGCGUUCAGAAAUCAUGGAUGCUAGAGCAAGGGAUUCUGUUGGCAGGUCAGAUAAUGAAAUGUGUGAGUUAGACCCAGGGCAGUUCAUUGAUCGUGCAAGAGCCCUGAUCAGGGAACAAGAAAUAGCCGAAAAUAAGCCUAAAAGAGAAGGUCCUAAGGAAAAAGAACACAGGCCAAACGCUUUCCAUCCAGAAGGCAAACAUUUGGCUGAGACCUUGAAACAGGAACUGAACACUGCCAUGUCACAAGUUGUGGACACAGUGGUUAAAGUUUUCUCAUCCAAGCCCUCCCGCCAGCUUCCUCAGGUCUUUCCACCUCUUCAAAUCCCUCAAGCAAGAUUUGCAGUUAAUGGGGAAAACCACAACUUCCAUACCACAAACCAGCGCCUGCAGUGCUUCGGUGAUGUCAUCAUUCCAAACCCACUAGAUACAUUCAGCAAUGUGCAGAUGCCUAAUUCCACAGACCAAACAGAAGCACUGCCCCUUGUAGUUCGCAAAAACUCAUCUGACCAAUCUGCAUCAGCCCCACCGCCUGGUGGCCAUCACGCUUCUCUGCAUCAAUCUCCACUCUCAGCUACCACGGGCUUCACCACAUCUUCUUUCCGCCAUCCCUUUCCGCUUCCCCUCAUGGCAUACCCAUUUCAGAAUCCCUUAGGUGCUCCAUCUGCCUCCUUUCCAGGGAAAGAUAGAGCCUCCCCAGAAUCCUUAGACUUAACUAGGGAGACCACGAGUCUGAGGACCAAGAUGUCGUCGCACCAUAUGAAUCACCAUCCUUGUUCACCAGCACACCCUCCCAGCACAGCUGAAGGUCUCUCUUUGUCUCUCAUAAAGUCUGAGUGUGGUGACCUACAAGAUAUGUCUGAAAUCUCACCUUACUCGGGAAGUGCAAUGCAGGAAGGUCUGUCACCCAAUCACUUGAAAAAGGCUAAGCUCAUGUUCUUUUACACCCGGUACCCAAGUUCCAAUAUGCUGAAAACCUACUUCUCAGAUGUAAAGCACCAUUCAUCCAGAAGAAGCCCAAAGUGCUUUACAAACUGCCUAUAUAGGGAUCACUCACCCACCACUGAAAUGCAGCCACCUCCGUGGUGGAACGCGACAGCCAUUCUGGGUCAGCAACACCACACAACAGUAGAUUUCAACAGAUGCAUUACCUCUCAGCUCAUCAAGUGGUUUAGCAAUUUCCGUGAGUUUUACUACAUUCAGAUGGAGAAGUAUGCGCGUCAGGCCAUCAACGAUGGGGUCACAAGUACUGAAGAACUGUCUAUAACCAGAGACUGCGAGCUAUACAGGGCUCUGAACAUGCACUACAAUAAAGCAAAUGACUUUGAGGUUCCAGAGAGAUUCCUGGAAGUGGCUCAGAUCACGUUACGAGAGUUUUUCAAUGCCAUUAUCGCAGGCAAAGAUGUUGAUCCUUCCUGGAAGAAGGCCAUAUACAAGGUCAUCUGUAAGCUGGACAGUGAGGUCCCUGAGAUUUUCAAAUCCCCAAACUGCCUACAAGAGCUUCUUCAUGAGUAGAGAUUUCAAAAACUAUUUAUGAAUGUAUGAGAAGUAGCAGUCCCCUUUUGAUGCCCAAGUUGUGUGUAUCUUUAUUUUAAUUUCCUAUAUAGGUAUAUCAUAUACAUAUAUGUGUGUAUGAAAUCAGACUAUAGGGGGCUUUUUUUUUUUGGUCAGUUACAAGGGGGAAUAGUUAUUUUACUUCACCCUUCAGUUUACUUUUGCCCAAGACCCUUAACAUUUGGAGAAUAAAUGGGGUUAAUUUUCAGGGAGAAGAAUUUUGAAGUGUGUAAAAGCCUGUCUUAGCAAGUUAGGGCAUUAUGUUUUAAAAUGCUUUGUCAGAUUUAUUGCUUGCUGCAAAGUGGCAUUUUGUCUGAGUGAGACUCAUGUCACGGCACAAUAUUACAAACAAUGAAGUUUAUAUUAUGUUUAUACUGCUAAAGGUCUGAACUCUGUGAAGUUAUUUCAUAAGCUUAGAGCAUUAUUUUAUUUUAUUUUACUUUGCUUUUUAACAAAUAAGGUAGAUUUUGUUUCAUAUUUUUAAAAACUACAAACAUCCAUUUUAGGUUCUCACUCCAAAAAGUGAUACCCCCAAAAGGCAAACCCUAUUCUUCAAGCUUUCCCUUACACGAAUAACAUGUACCCUGCCCCAGUAAUUAACAUGCCAGGUAAUUUUUUUUUAUUGAGGCAAAGCAAUUUUGCACAAAACAGAUACUAUUCUUGCAGGGGGAAGCCAGUAAUUCAUGCACAAUAUUGUAUCAACCACACUAAUUUUAUAAUAUGGUCAGCUUACUUAACCGGAAGCAUUUCACUCUCCAUAAAGUAAAAACAAAACCUUUCAUCAUGCUAUAUUGCUGUGUGUUGGUCAUAUUUUAAUUGGCUCUUAGCUCUUGAAAUUUAUUCUUUACUCCGUUUUUUUUUCCAGGCAUAAAAAGAUUGCAGCCUAUAUUUGAUAGUUAGUAUUUUGCCCUGAAAAGCAAUUUUUUGAAUUACCUUUAUAUAGCAAAAGAAAGCAUUUUAGCCCAAAAGCUCUGAGGCAAAAAGGCCCUUUGUUUGUAGCUGUAAAAUAUCAUCAAUCUUUACCUAGUCACAAUCAUAAAAAUAACAUUUUUAUAAAAAUCCAUUAAACCACACACAAAAUUUACAGUAGUGUACUGUUGCCUAUGCAGAGUUAAGAUGGCCAAAUUUAAUUUUUGCAUUACUGGUAAGUGCGUCAUCAAAAACAAAUCUAUCUGAUCAGAGUGCCACAUUUGCGUUCUAAAGCAGAAGAUGGUAUUGACCAAAAUAUGAGUACAGUGUAAAGUAUAUGAAAGUUUUGGAUUCAUCUGAAUGAUAUGUCACAAUAUGUGAACAUAAUGCAAGAAAGCUAGCUGCUAGUUUUUAUGCUUUCUUCAGUGGUCCUCCUUUUUAUUUUCACAUUUUCAAAAAGGUAUAGUGUCCAAUAGUUUGGGGUUGUUGUUUUUUUUAAAGAUUCAAUGGCACUAUGUAUUUGUUAUUUUCUCUGUCAUCUUUUGCACAGAUGCAGUAAGAAUUUAGUGUUAUUUUGAAUUGUAUUUUCCCCUUAGGUAAUUUGAUACAAAUCUAGAGAAAGUUACAGAAUAGCCAGUAAUAUUUAGGCCAUCUAGGACAUCAAUAUUUUAUUUCUUUAACUUUAUUUUAAAAUUGCAUUUUGACUUUGGAGAGUGAAAGUUUACCCAUGUGACUAAAGAGCUGACCUGAUCAUUGCAAUUUCACUUCAUUUACAAAUACUGCUGAUAGACAGAAAUGUAUGAAAGCAAUUAUUGUCAGCACAAAGCCUUAAAAACCUGCUGACUUCAAAUUAAACAGCACAAUCCUGCGAUGCCCUGUCAUUAUUUUCAAGUACUGGAAGUAUCUGUGGAGUAUAGGCAAUGCAGACAAUAGCAUGGGAUGAAGUGCCAACAUUUUCACUAUGCAUUAAAAGCAAAACAAAUCUUCUUGAUCUUAAACUCCCUGUGAGUACCUAAUACUGUAGGCAUCCAUAGAGUAGACAGCAUGUGUCAUUCUUUUAUUUUGUGCAUGAUUUGGUAACUAUUACACUUCGUAAAGAUGUAAAUCCAAUCAGUUCCAAGUAAGAAAGAAGGAAAAUUGUGUUCAUGCACUUUUUUUUUUCUUUUUUAUUGAUAUGGGAGGAAGGGGCAUAAAAUGCUCAAGUUCUAAUACGAUUAGUUCUUCACUGGCAACCCAUUAAAUACAAAAUAUAACACUGCAUUGCCUCCUUGGACAUAAUAAAGUAAAGC